ACUGCGAACCCGAUUCGAUUCGAUUCCCCCCCCCCCCCCAUCCCAUGGCGGCCGCCCUCUCCUCCUCGCGGCGCGGUCUGCACGCUCUCCACCGCCGCCUCCUCCUCCACUACUCCCCCGCCGCUGCGCGCCGCCCACCUCCCACACCCACCCUUCACCACUUCUCCUCCCCUUCCGCGCCGACCACCUCCUUCUCCUCCUCCCGCUUCUUCACCGCAACGCGCCCCCAUGCGAGACUGCGGCCCGAGCUCCUACCGCCGGUGCCGCAGCGGGCGCAGUGGCUCGUGGGCGGGGCCAGGUCGGUGGCGACUGGCGGGUCCAAGCUGGCGCCGCUGGGGUGGGGGGUGAAGGGGCUGGGGCGGCCAGUGGAGGCGGCGAGGAGUGUGGCGGCGCGGUACCGGCAGGCCGUGGGCCUGCAGGUCGAGUCCUUCUGGAGGCGCAACUACAUGGUGCUCGUCGGCGCGGGGGCCGUCAUCGUCUGCAUCGCGCUGUGGAGGAUCAUGUUCGGCAUCGCCAGCACUUUCGUCGGGCUCUCCGAGGGCAUGGCCAAGUACGGCUUCCUCGCCCUCGCCACCGCCAUUGUCGCCUUCGCCGGUAUGUACUUCCGUGCAAGAUUGACCAUAAAUCCUGACAAGGUUUAUAGGAUAGCGAUGACAAAGCUCAAUACAUCUGCUGCAAUCCUUGAGGUCAUGGGCGCACCCUUAGCUGGUACUGACGUCAGAGCAUAUGUUAUGUCUGGAGGGGGUCCUAAAUUAAAGGACUUCAAAUUUAGGCUUGGUGGCAAACGGUGCUUCCUCAUCUUCCCCAUUAAAGGAUCAGAAAGAAAGGGUCUCGUGAGUGUUGAGGUCAAGAAGAAAAAGGGACAGUAUGACAUGAAGCUACUAGCUGUUGACAUACCAAUGGCAUCUGGGCCUGAUCAGCGGUUAUUCCUUGUCGGUGAUGAACAAGAGUACAAGGUGGGUGGGGGCUUGAUAUCUGAGCUGCGAGACCCUAUAGUAAAAGCUAUGGCUGCAGAGAAGGAGUUUGAUUAUCUUGAUGAAAGAGAGGAUGCGGAGGAUGAACGUAGGGAGCGUGAGGAGGCCGAGCUACGGCAACAGGAAGAGGAAGCCGAAGCAUUGAGGCGCGAGGAGGAAAGAUUGCGCGAGGAGGCUGAAGAAAGGAGGCGGCGGGACACUGAGAAUCUGGAGAAAGCUAUUUGACACACUUAACUGUGUCGAUUUUUCGUGUUGUGCAUUGUUUUCGUUCCCUUCACUGCACCAUGUAGCACACAAUUGUUUUCGUUUCCACAGAAAGAGAACACUGCAAUUCGCCAUUGAGCCGUCAUCUUUCACAGCGUGUCAAGAAAGAAAUAAUUUUGGCUGCUCCGCAACUGAUUACUUCGGGGAGCGCUGUAAUUUAGUGGUUUCUUAAUGGUUAACCUUUUGCUGCA
Phragmites australis (common reed) is the source of this 1429-nucleotide messenger RNA. RefSeq lists its product as uncharacterized. Lineage: Eukaryota; Viridiplantae; Streptophyta; Magnoliopsida; Poales; Poaceae. Gene Ontology annotation, cellular component: intracellular membrane-bounded organelle. The transcript has 3 exons. Bases 45 to 1199 code for a protein of 384 amino acids. The record is from RefSeq and is a predicted model, not a curated record.